This is a messenger RNA of Spizellomyces punctatus DAOM BR117, 2232 nucleotides long. Its product is annotated as translation initiation factor IF-2. The transcript is spliced from 5 exons. Gene Ontology annotation, molecular function: translation initiation factor activity; GTPase activity; GTP binding. NCBI's taxonomy places the organism in Eukaryota, Fungi, Chytridiomycota, Chytridiomycetes, Spizellomycetales, Spizellomycetaceae. Gene Ontology annotation, biological process: translational initiation. The record is from RefSeq and is a predicted model, not a curated record. The coding region runs from base 5 to 2167 and encodes 720 amino acids.
CAUCAUGUCGCAUUCCUCCACCGUCCUCUCGAGAAGGAUCCUAAGUAGAACGACAGUAAACAAAUGUUAUUUGUUCCGACAUUCCACACUCUGCCCGCACUAUUUGUCGACAACGGCGCGUGUAGAUGCAGCGAAACAAACGUUUGGGGGCAAGCCGUCAAAGAGCUCGUUCCAUAAAGACGGUCGAGAUUGGGAGAGUUCAGGGGCGGCAGGUGGACAGCUUGGGAAGAAGGGUAAAAGCAAGGACAAGGACCGGGACAGGGAACGACGAGAGAGAGACUUUCUGCGGAAGGAACCGGAACGGCAUGGUCGACCGACGACGGUUCGGCCUAUAAAACCGAAAGCCCCGCCCAAGCCAAAGGAUAUUCAUCUCCAAGAAGGCAUCAGUGUUUCAAAUCUGAGUACACUGCUGGGUGUCAGCUACCAAAAGCUUGCGAGACAAAUGAAGCGAUUGGGACUGGAGGACACUGGUGCGGAUUUCGUCCUGAAUUCUGAAAUGGCGAGUUUGAUUGUACUCGAGUAUGGAAUGAACCCUGUUGUAGCCGCCCUUCCAGAUUUGGAUCUGAAACCCAGGCCUCCACCAGAGGACUGGUCAGAUUUCCCAGUCCGGCCGCCAGUGGUCACCAUCAUGGGUCAUGUCGAUCACGGCAAAACAACACUGUUGGAUGCUUUGCGCAAAACAUCUGUGGCAGCAGGGGAAGCCGGUGGGAUUACACAGCACAUUGGUGCAUUUUCGGUUUUGUUACCCUCCAAAAAGCGCAUUACGUUCUUGGAUACGCCUGGACACGCGGCCUUUUCUGCCAUGAGAGCCCGGGGGGCACAAACAACUGAUAUCGUUGUGUUGGUCGUAGCAGCGGAUGAUGGUGUCAUGCCACAGACGGUAGAAGCCAUCAAACACGCCUUGACCGCUCAGGUGCCCAUUAUUGUCGCCAUCAACAAGUGCGAUAAACCUCAUAUCAACCUUCGAAAGGUCAAGGAAGGGCUUUUGAGGCAUGAAAUUGUUCUGGAAGAAUACGGUGGUGAGAUACCUGCUGUGCAAAUUUCUGCGCUGACGGGCAAGGGGCUGGAUGAACUGGAAGAAAACAUUCUCACGCUUGCGGAAGUGAUGGAUAUCCGCGGUGAUCCUUCCGGACCUGUCGAAGGCGUUGUCGUUGAAUCAAAACUUGUACGAGGUCGGGGCAAUGUGGCGACUGUUUUGGUCAAGCGGGGGACGUUGAAGCCGGGUGGUGUGGUUGUCGCUGGAACGACGUGGUGCAAGGUUCGGGUUAUGCAUGAUGAACAUGGAGUUGCUGUCAAAGAGGCUGGACCGUCUUUGCCGGUUGAGGUCAUGGGAUGGAAGGAGCUACCUGCCGCUGGAGAUGAGGUUCUGGGGGCGGAUAAGGAGGACCUUGCAAAGAAGGUGGUUGAAAGCCGAGUCGAACGUACAAGACGGCUAAAGGCCAUCGAAGGCAUUGAUCAGCUGAAUGCAGCCAGACAAAAGGAGAAGCAGGUCCGCGAGGGAAAAGUCGAUGCGGCGACGCCUGAUGACACGUCAACGAUACCCACUCAAAACAUUAUCCUGAAAGCCGAUGUACAUGGGUCACUGGAAGCCCUCGUGGAUGCCAUCCACGGCCUCCCAGCCCACGAAGUCCGAAUCAAGAUAGUAGGAUCCGGCGUGGGACCCGUCACGGAAUCCGACAUUGACUCUGCGUCAGCAACAGGAGCAACCAUCAUCUCGUUCAACCUCCCCACCGACAAGCGCACCCACUCUUAUGCCAGUUCCAAAAAAGUGCAACUCGUAUCCCACCAAAUCAUUUACAAACUCUUGGACGACCUUAAAGAUAUGUUGAGCGAUCUCUUGCCACCCGAGAUGGUGACAGAAGUCCAUGGGGAGGCGGAAAUUGCCCAAAUUUUUAGAAUCAAUGUCAAGGGCAAAGUGACGGAGGCUGUUGCGGGGUGUAGGAUCAUUACGGGGAAAAUGCAAAGAAGUCAUAAAGUCCGCGUCGUAAGAGCGGGAGAAAUUGUUUAUGAUGGAACAUUGAAAACAUUCAAACACCACAAAAAAGAUAUUCAAGAAGCUUCCAAGGGGCUUGAAUGUGGGAUGGGAUUUGAAGGGUUUGAUAAGUUUGAGGAGGGAGAUAUUAUUCAAGGGUAUACCAUUGUAGAAAAGAAGCGGCGCAUAUCGUAAUAAGGGCUUAUUCUUUAAUUUAUACGCAAGUAAAAUAAUGUACAUUUGGGAAGCUUGUUCUUAUG